Molecule: messenger RNA, 1261 nt
Organism: Misgurnus anguillicaudatus (oriental weatherfish)
Lineage: Eukaryota; Metazoa; Chordata; Actinopteri; Cypriniformes; Cobitidae
Source: RefSeq, a predicted model, not a curated record
AAUUGGAAUAUGUCUUUCUGUUAGCAAGUGAAUAUAACAGGUAUUAUAAUCAGUAUUUAUAAGACAUUUAAGGCAAAAAAGAUUUUCUGAUAUUUGCCAUCGGCAGUCUGACACAUAUUACAGAACUGAAAGUACUGGCACCUACCGCAGCUUUGCUCACAAGCAUGGACAUCAUUAACACAGAUUCUGCAUCAGAGGCCAGAGACCUGCCAGAGAAACUGGUAGCUCUGUAUGAUGCCAAUAUGAGAGACCUCUGCCAAAAUGAUCUACAAAAGAAGUGUGAAGAGAUCUUUAUAAGACUGGCGACGGAGUUAACUUAUGAACAGUGUGUAAACCUUGAACGUGCGACUAAAGAGCAGGCCAACUCUCAAGACUGGCACAAAUACAGAAUUGGUAGGAUAACAAGCACAACCCUAUAUCAUGUAUGUACUGCAAACGAGACUGAAAAAACAGACCUUGUAGAAAAGAUAAUGCAGUACAACCAACAGGAUUUGUCCCAUGUCCCCGCAGUAAAUUGGGGAAAAAAUAACGAGGACAUAGCCAGAAAACAAUACAUAAAAGAAAUGAAAGCAAAACAUCAGAACUUUAACGUGGAUCUCUGUGGUCUUGUUAUGCUGCCAGGUAAUCCCCAUCUUGGGGCAUCACCGGAUGGAAUAGCAAACUGUACCUGCUGUGGUAAAGUCGCUGUAGAGAUUAAGUGCCCAUACAAAUACCGUGAAGGUCUGAAAGGGAUUAGUGAGGACCCAUAUUUCUGCUUAGAUGAAAAUUUUCAACUAAAAAAGGCUCAUCAAUACUACCAUCAAGUUCAGCUUCACAUGUUUGUAUGCAACGUCCAGUCCUGCGACUUCGUGGUUUGGACAGAGAAAGAAGUUCAAAUCUGCCGCAUCGCCAGAGAUGAAGAAAUGCUGCAAGCAGUGCUGCCUAAAGCUGAAGUUUUCUUCAAACAGAGAGUUUUGCCUGAGCUAUUAACACACAGCAUGGAUACACGCGAUCCAAGUGGAUCAAAACCCUGAGUAAAUUUCUGCAAAGAAUAAAAAAAAUGUAAACCAUAGGGGCUUACUUAAAGACAAAAGCUAUAAUUUCUUUACUUUUCCAUUAAAAGGUUGAAUGUAAUGGGUAUAAUAGAAUGUAUAUUUUUCAGUAAUUUUUAAAACAUGUACCAAAUGCAUGUAAAAUAUGUAAUAUGUACUUUUAAGAGAAACGUGAGGAAUGUGGUUUUGACUAAUAAAGAGAGAUGAGCGUGAAGAGUGAUGACAUCAGG